Molecule: messenger RNA, 1674 nt
Organism: Adineta ricciae
Lineage: Eukaryota; Metazoa; Rotifera; Eurotatoria; Adinetida; Adinetidae
Source: the annotation of a GenBank genome assembly
AUGAGUGCACAAUACUUUAAUGGUACAAGUGGAGCUAAUCAAUAUUAUUUCAAUAGUAGUAAUACUACUACAAGUCAAUCAAAUCAAAACUACACUUCAUCGGCAACACCUUCCUAUGGCUCACCAACUUAUUCAAGUUAUCCGGUUUCCCAUUCGUCAAAUCAACAGAUUCGAUUGAAUGAUUCAUAUCAAACACCACAAUCGUAUCAAUCUACAGGUGGAUUCGGUAGAAGCAUAAAUCAGCAACAGUACCAAUCGGCGCAAUCACCACCACCUCAGGUUCGCGCUAGUGUACGAGUUCUCGGUAGUCAAGAUACGUAUCAAUUGCAAAGUUCACCACAACGAACACAAAUUUCACCUCAACAGCAUCAUUUUCAAUUUGAUUCUCAUCAACAACCAGGUCGUCCUACAGGUCCAGCAGUCGUCUACCAAACACCAGGAGCUGCUCAAUUCACGCAUCACAAUGUCGACUUAUGGACCGAAAAUGCGUCGCGUAGCCCUGAUUAUUACGUUCAGGCACAACGUGUAUCAGUUCGUCCUGUGUCAACCGGUUCACCUCAACAAUCUCAUUCAAUUUCGCCACAACGAAAUCAAGAUCAUUUACAAAACUACUAUAGUCAGUUGACACCUGAGCAACAUCAACAAUUGUUACGUCAGCAACAAAUUCAACGACAACAAGAACAAAAUUCUUCUUAUGAACAGCAACGUCGUGUUACUGUACAACAAGUUUCUCCUUCAUCUACGUCACAUCAGCAACAGCAGUAUGCGUCGACAGCUAAUUUCGCAGGAGGACAACAGGGACGAAGUCGAUUGGAAAGCGACCGACAACGACAAAACGAACAAGCUCAACGUCAAAUGGCUAUUCAACGAGCUGAACGAUACGACGACGAUGAGUCAUCACGUCCAGUAGGAAUUCGUAACCUAAUGAAUAAAUUUGCUGGAAUUUCAACGUCCUCUCAACCACGUCAACCACGAUCACGAUCAACGUCGUCACGACAUUAUUCAAAUUCAAGCUAUGCAUCGCAUCCUACCUCACAUCAAUCAACAACAACUAGUUCUUACACUUCGCAUACUAUGACUUACUCGGCAUUACCUAAAACACACGAGCCACCCGUGAAUAGCGUGGAAUUCUUACAAAUGCAACAACUUCUUGGCAAUUCGAUAAAUAAUAUUCAACAAGCUGUUGCUCCGCCACAUAUUCAACUGGCUCACGCCGAUCCAGGAUCAGUACGUGAUCGAUUUAACACUGGCUCAUUAUCGGAUGAUUACAAUCGCUUAAUGAUGCAUCGACAACCGCAACCGCAAAAACAGGUUACACGACAAACAAGUAAUGAUGGUGGAAGUACUUUGUCGUCCUUACGUAAUCAAUAUAUGGGUCGUACAAAAGACUCGUUACAGGGUGAUUUGCCACCACAGCCAGCAUAUAACAUCCCACGUACAAUCGUGGGUGAAGACUUUCCUCCGACAAAACAGCAACAACAAGCUCCCUUACAAAUGCAACCUCCACCGCAGGUUUUUCAAAAACAAACUGAACCUACGCCUCAACAACAACCUACGUUUGAAGAAAGCCAACCACAACAACAGGAACCACAAGGUGAAAAUGUUGAUCAACAGGCACCUGAAACAAUGCCCCCUCCUGCUAACGAAGGUGAAUUUGCUGUUUCGUCGUUUUAA